Belonocnema kinseyi is the source of this 2096-nucleotide messenger RNA. RefSeq names its product cytochrome P450 9e2-like. The coding region runs from base 53 to 1561 and encodes 502 amino acids. Lineage: Eukaryota; Metazoa; Arthropoda; Insecta; Hymenoptera; Cynipidae. The transcript has a single exon. The record is from RefSeq and is a predicted model, not a curated record. Gene Ontology annotation, molecular function: oxidoreductase activity, acting on paired donors, with incorporation or reduction of molecular oxygen; iron ion binding; heme binding.
CUUCUAACAUUAGCCUUCGCAAUUAGUGUUUAUCUAACUCUAUAGAACAAUAAUGUUUUUCUACAUUAGCUUAGUGUUCUUGACUUUCCUAUUUUUUUAUUACUACUUAAAAUAUACUUAUAAUUACUGGAAAAGUCAAGGGAUUCCCACGCCUGAAAGAUGUCUACCCUUAAUUGGCAACAUGUGGAAAGUCGUUUCAUUGCAAGAAAGUUUCAGUGCCUUGUGUGAAAGAUUAUACAAAAAUGAAUCGAGUCACAGCAUGCUCGGAAUCUACCAAAUCAGAACACCAAUUCUCGUGAUUCGUGAUGCAGAUCUCGUGAAAAAAGUGAUGCUCACCGAUUUCAAUUCCUUCAGAAAUAACGCGAUUAAUCUUCACCAAGAACUGGAUCCACUCUUCAUCAAGAAUCCUUUUUAUUCCGGGAUUGAAACAUGGAAGGAAAACAGAAUAGCUUUGACAAAUGGUUUCUCUCCAAGGAAAUUGCAGGCAAUGUUUUCCCUCAUUCGAGAAGUUUCCUCGAAGUUCCAAAAAUACCUAGACAAAAGUUUAUCAAAAAAUGAUCAGGUGGAAUUUGAAUUAAAUGAGCUAUUUACAAAAUAUACAAGUGAACUCGUCAUGACAGUGGGUCUAGGGAUUGAAGGCUACUGUUUUGAUGAAAAGUCGAUGACCUUUGGCAAAAUCGUCACAUCCGUUUUUGGGGAUUCUGCCCUUAGGGGUAACUUUUCCCAAGUGAUACUCUUCUUUUUCCCUCAUAUUGCAAAACUGAUGAAGGUGGGGGUGGUGUCAAAAGAAAUGGAAGUAUUUCUCCGAAAACUUGUGAGGGAUGUUAUCAACUCUGAAGGAAAAGACACCAACACUCGAAAUGAUUUUAUGCACAUUAUGCUGGAAGCUGAGAAAGACGGCAUUGACCAAGAAACAAAUUUGACAGUUCACUUUUUAUCAUUCAUGAUAGAUGUUUAUGAGAGUGUGGGAAACACUUUGAGUUUUUUGGGAUACCAACUUGCUCUUCGUCCCGAAAUACAAGAAAAGGCCAGAGAUGAAAUUAAGUCGGUGUUGAUGAACUGCAAUGGUGAAUUAACAGUUGAGGCCUGUAAGGAUUUGAAUUAUUUGGAACAAGUUAUAAACGAAUCGAUAAGGUUUUUUCCGGACACUGGUACUUUUAGAAAAAUUUGCACUUACGAAACUCAACUUGUGGGGUAUGAUGGUCUCUCUUGUCUAGUUAAGCCUGGACAUGUAAUUGCAAUUUCUGCUCAUGGACUUCAUAAGGAUCCUAAAUAUUGGCCUGAUCCUGAGCAAUUUGAUCCGGAUAGAUUCAGUGAAGAGAGGAAGCAUGAUCUACACAAAUUUGCGUUUUUGCCGUUCGGGGCCGGCCCUAGAAUGUGCGUCGGAAUGAGGCUCGCAAUGUUGAUGAUGAAGAUGGCGAUGACUACGAUUUUGAGGAACUAUUCUCUAGAAAUUUCUCCGAAAACCAAACUUCCUUUGAAAAGAGACCUUACGAAAUAUUUAACCAAUGCGAAAGGUGGGAUUUGGGUUUUUGUGAAACCAUUAGAGAAAAAGUUUUGAAGCAUGUUUAAUUUUCAUUUUUUGUAAAAAAUGUGUAUAAAAUUUUAUAAAUUAUUGAUAAAUGAGCUAUUUGAUUUACAUUUACAUAUUUCUGUACCUUUUAUUUGGCUAAAAACUUUCUUUAAUUCAUGUGUUAGCAUUUUCACUGCCAUCUUGGAAUUUGAUAGAAAUUAAGGGCCAGCUUUGUAAUACAUAGUGCCGUCAAAUUUGAGCCAGAAUUUAAAACAAAAACUUUUUAUCGCUAAACUAUUAUUUUUGAUUAAAAUAAUGGUCCCAGAUAGCAUAAAAACGUACAAGAACCUGCCGUAAACCAAAAUUUAGUUUUGUGAACCAUUUUCGCUUUCAAGUUUGAAUGCGCAACUGCUGUUUCUCGCGCUUCGUGCUCAAUGAUACAUUCAACUCGCGCUUUGUAUUUACCAUACAUUUGUGCGCAAUCCUUUCAAAAUUAAAGGUCAAACCAUCGAACACUUUCAUUUGGUGAUUGUGAAUUCUCCUUUGUUAAAGCUCCUUCGGAUUUAACGAGCACAUUCUCAUC